UAGAUUGUCAAAUAUUUACACCUACAAUUAUUAAGUUCUACCAAGCCAACAAAAACACAUGUUUUUAACGUUUACCAGUCAGAGUUCCACUAUAAUAUUAAGAUGGACAAAGAUUCUUGCCAAAAUUUCUCAUUAGACUCUACGUCCAGUUCGCAGUUUGCUCUUCCGCCAGUCUGCAAUCCCAAAAGGAAGAAACCGGAAAAAGAGGAAACUGAAAAGUCCGCCGAGGAAACCUCUCCACACUGUUCCAACGUGAUAACAUCGUCAUCCACAUCCUCGACGACCACCAUAUCCAUAGGCGUAUUUGAUUCGCAAUGCAAUCUGCAUAAUGCACCUGUUCCCGAGGCCCCAAAUAUUGGCUAUGAAUUGAGCGUGGCCAAGUCAAUUUUGCAGAAAUAUAGCACACUCAGUGGCGACAACCUAUUUGAUCACUUGAGUGAUAUUAUAAAACGAGUGAUUGACGAGCGUCCCCCCAAUGUUAUAGAUUUCUUUGAGGAAUUUAGCCGGAAUGUUCGCGAACAAAAGUUCCAUUUGCCAGAACGAUUUCCUCCCAGCGGAGUUUUCGAGGAAGUUCGCACCUUUCGGGUGGCCAAGCGGAUUCUCCAAUCCAUGAAGCUGCCUUAUAUUAUCGAAGGCGAGGAUUUGUUGGGCGAAGAUAUGUCCGGUGAAGAUCCAAGGACAAACGAAGAGCUGCGCAUUGUUAUUGACGAUUCCAUGCGAUACUUUGUCACUUUUAACGAACGUGUGCAGCAAUUGCAGUUUUAUUGGACACAAUGUGGAUUUAGUAUCAGCAACGAUGAUAUAUUUCAGUUGGCCAGCGCCAUGAAUCGUCUCCAGACCCAUCCCUCGAUAAUGCAGUGCAGAUUUUGGGGCUGCAUCAAUGGACUAAAAGCUUCCUAUUAUAUAGUUGAAGCCACACUGACCCGUGAGGAAGUGGGCUCCCGUUUGGUCAUGAUGGAGGAGGAGAUGAGGGAAAAGCAAAUACCCUUUAAGAUGCGAAAGGACAGGGAGGAUAAGCCCUUACCGCCUCACAUUGGGCCGGAACUCACGCCGGGAAUCUAUGGUUGGGAGGAGUAUCCGGCCGAAGAACUGGAGAAAAUGAGACCGAAGGCGGUACCCGUUCCCCUUGUUGAGGAAAUAGAGUUUUACGACAUUCCACCGGAGUUAGUUGGCCUAGGGUCCAAUAGGUACUCCUACUUCGUAGUGAAUUCGCUCUUCGACGAUUGGAUCGAGUUGCCCAUUGUGACUCCACGGCAGAUGGUAGUGUCCCGCCAGAUCAAGAAGUUCCUAACCGGCGAUCUGGAAGCGGAUGUAAUCUCUUACCCCUGUUUUCCCGGCAAAGAGAAGCAUUACCUUCGAACCUUAAUAGGUCGCAUCACUGCCAGUACUUAUAUAGCACCUGUGGGUUACUACAGGCGGAUGACCAAGAAGGAGAAACGCAUGUUCGAGGGCGAGGAGGACGAUGAAGGCGAGGAAGAGGAGGAGGAAGAAGAGGAGGAGGAGCUUAACGAAGGCGAGGAGGAGCAAAUAGAAGAUAACGACGUAAUGCUUUUGAAGAAUGAGAAAUACGAAGCAGAACCAUUGGGAUCUCUGGCCACUCCGGUGGCUUGGGUUCAUGUAAGGUCGAACAUCCUUAACAUCCAGGGACGAGUGGUUUGGUACGACGAGGAGAAGGCCCGUAAGGAAAGGGAAAAGGCCCUCGCCCUCUACUUGAAAAUGCAAAUGAUGGCCGAGAUGGAGGAGGAGCAGGAGGAGGAGGAAGAGGAGGAGGAGGGCGAGGAGGAGGGCGAAGAGGAAGGUAUGAUCGAGGGCUUUAAUCAGCCGGAAAUAGGUCCAAGUAUUUUGUCCUCCUGCGCCAACGAUAUGAACGCCGAAGUACCGGUUCCCUGGUUAGUCCGCUUGACCAGCAAGUAUACAAACCAGAAGGAGCGAAUGCUUCUCAUGCAAUCAAACAUCUGGCCGGGGGCGUUCACCUUCAUCUUCGAGAAGACCUGCGAAUCUAUAUACUUGGGCUGGGGCCACAAGUACUACGCCCGCAACAUUCCCUUCAAGCAUUUGCCCAUGGUGCAGGAGGAGUUUCCCCACCAUGCCGAGGACUUUAUCGAGGCCAGUGAUCCAACUGUUGAGGAGGAGGAAGCCUACAAGGCUUGGCUCCUAAGAAAACAGCAAAAGGAUGCCUAUGUGGCAGAAGACAUCGAAGAUUACGAUGAUGACGAGUUCGACGAUCAGUACGAUGAUGACUAGUUAUAGCCUGUUAAUGUUUAAAUUUACCUUUGUGUUCUGCAAUAAAAAGACUUAGCAAUCAGCAAAUACAGAAUA
Drosophila rhopaloa is the source of this 2319-nucleotide messenger RNA. It is a transcript of the gene Rsph4a, whose product is annotated as radial spoke head protein 6 homolog A. The transcript is spliced from 4 exons. The record is from RefSeq and is a predicted model, not a curated record. NCBI's taxonomy places the organism in Eukaryota, Metazoa, Arthropoda, Insecta, Diptera, Drosophilidae. Gene Ontology annotation, biological process: axoneme assembly; cilium assembly; cilium movement involved in cell motility. Bases 103 to 2244 code for a protein of 713 amino acids. Gene Ontology annotation, cellular component: radial spoke; axoneme.